GCUGGCUAGUGUAGGAUAAGGAUACACGGCUUGGUCCUCUCUGGUCUAGACAUCACAUCGUUAGCCAAGUCAGCUAGUCAGCUGUUUAUUUUUUUGACAAAAUGUCAACAACGACCGGCGGCGGAGAGUUUGGCAACCCCUUACGAAAGUUCAAGCUCGUCUUUCUGGGCGAACAGAGUGUUGGGAAAACCUCACUCAUCACCAGGUUUAUGUAUGACAGUUUUGACAACACUUACCAGGCAACAAUUGGCAUUGACUUUUUGUCAAAAACUAUGUAUCUGGAAGAUCGCACGGUCCGGCUCCAGCUUUGGGACACUGCUGGACAGGAGCGUUUUCGUAGCCUAAUUCCCAGCUACAUCCGUGACUCUACCAUUGCUGUGGUUGUUUAUGACAUCACCAAUCUUAAUUCUUUCCAGCAAACCUCAAAGUGGAUUGAUGAUGUUAGAACAGAGAGAGGAAGUGAUGUCAUUAUCAUGCUCGUCGGGAACAAAACAGACUUAGCGGAUAAAAGACAGAUCACCACGGAGGAGGGCGAGCAGAGAGCUAAGGAACUGAAUGUCAUGUUCAUUGAAACCAGCGCAAAGACUGGCUACAAUGUCAAACAGCUGUUCCGACGCGUUGCUGCUGCAUUGCCUGGGAUGGAUAGCACACCAGAGAAAAGCAAAGAGGACAUGAUCGACAUCAAACUGGAGAAACAGCCAGAGAUGACUGUAACUGAGAGCAGCUGCUCAUGCUAGUACACCUCAGCCCCUGCCAGCCUGUCUCCUCCCCACCAACAGCUUGUCUCUCAGUGGCCACUUUCCUCCACCCUUGGCACACGGCCAUCGGGAUGGAGGACCUGUCUUUUUUUUCUUCUUUUUUUUCCCUUUUCAACUCAGUGACUUUUCAGAGUAACCGUGUGGAUGUGCAUUACUGUAUUGAAACAAAUUAUUUGGGGAAAAAAUGGUUCAAAAGUAAACAUUUAAAACAAGGAAUAAGUUAAUUGAUAUGUUCAGAUUUUCAUCCAGUUGCAUGGCAUUAUAUAGGAUUGCAGACUGACAUAGCUAACUGCUCUUGAGUUAUUGCACAGUUUAGAAUCUUAGUGCUGUUACUCUUGUUGUUGUAAAGUAAAACUGCUUGGGAUUAUUUAAAUGACUCUACAAGGUUGAGUUCUCUGCCUAUCCUUUUGUUUUUGUUUCAAAUGGAGAGUUCAGCUGAAGCUAUUCUGUCUCCUAAACGGCUUAUCAUUUGUCGACUUUGUCUAAUUUUGAGGAAGUAACGACUGGCUCUCAACCAGUGAACUGUUAUCAUUGCAAAACAUUAUAUUACAACAUUAGGCUCAAGUGAACCCUUUUCAUUGUGUCAGUGGAACUACUUAUGCCUAACACGUCUGCGAGCUUACAUUGCCAAAUACAAGUGUGUAAGCGGACCGGGUUAACACAGAUUCAUAUUUAACAGUACUGCAGAAGGAUGCGUAAUAAGGAAAUGGAUAUAUAUCGUAAAAGGGAAGCCAGCCCAAAUGAAUUAGAAAGCCUACUAACCUAAAAGUUUAUAUGUUGUUGAAUGAGCUCUGCACUGUACUAACAUGUCUGAGGAGGCAUUAUUAGUAGAUGGUCCCCUAAUACUAUGAAAAUCAGUUUCCACGUUGAUGGAGAGUUGUCACUUUCGCUACGACGUACCCACCAUCUCAUCGACGAUUUGUGUUGUGUUGAUUACACUAUUGCAACAACAUGCAGCAUGCUCACCCCGCAGGAUUUACAUGGAUAAGAACACAGAUGCCUUGCUUGUUUGUUCACCAACGUUGUGCACUGAAUCAAGCCACAAUAUUGUAAAAUAUCAGAGAAGCCUGCUGACUGGUUCAUGGCUUCACUAGUUGUUUGUAGAGCUGGUAGAUAGAUGUCCUCAGAUACAGCUAAAGCUUACUAACACCCUUGCUGUAAAAUAAGUGCAGACGUUAGUUGCCAUAUCUUUUGCUGUAUUGCUAUUGCCUGUGUAGGACUGUUGGUUUAUUUAUUUUGUAACUUGGACAUACAGCUAACAUUGUACGCGUGACCAAAAGUACAAAUGCCGACGCGCAUGUUUUAAAGUUUUAUUUUAUUUAUUGUUUGCGUGUCUGCUGAGGCGCCACCUACAGGUGACAUUUACACCUAGUGAGUUGGGGGGGUUUCUUGUUUUUUUCCGGUGUGGUCUGUCGCUUGGUUUAGUCACAGGUAAAGGCCGCACCGUCUCCCAAACCGACUAACCAGCCAUAGCACAACAAAAGACACUGAUCGUUUGCUGUAGCUUUUUUUGUUUGUUUGUUUUUUGGGGGUUUUUUUUUUUUUAAAUGUCCAGCAUUUUAAAAAACAGAUUUGAAAGUUAAGGUAUUUAAAUUGCAACGUGAACAACCGUUUUAACAUGAGCAGCUCUAUUACUUGUCACUGACUAAAUACUCAGCUUUGUGCUAUUCUGAAUUGUGUCUGUCCAUUUGAAAUAUGUCUACUCGUGUUUAGCAACGUUUGUGUGAAUAAUGUACUAUUACUAUCUUAUGUAUAAAAAGGAGAGUUAAUGAAAACAAGUGUAGGCUUAUCACAUGGAGUAAAAUAAAGAUAUUUCACCAAAAUUUAA
Messenger RNA from Oreochromis aureus, 2586 nucleotides. It is a transcript of the gene rab41, whose product is annotated as RAB41, member RAS oncogene family. The record is from RefSeq and is a predicted model, not a curated record. The transcript is spliced from 8 exons. Lineage: Eukaryota; Metazoa; Chordata; Actinopteri; Cichliformes; Cichlidae. Gene Ontology annotation, molecular function: GTP binding; GTPase activity. The coding region runs from base 102 to 737 and encodes 211 amino acids.